Molecule: messenger RNA, 2395 nt
Organism: Camelina sativa (false flax)
Lineage: Eukaryota; Viridiplantae; Streptophyta; Magnoliopsida; Brassicales; Brassicaceae
Source: RefSeq, a predicted model, not a curated record
UCUGUUAGCUGGUCCUCGAAAUUUCACUAUCCAAGAAUUCAUAUUCUCUCAAGUUUUUUUUCCUCAUCAUAAAUCAUAAACGAAAGUUCUAAUUAAGCUUCCAUUAUUACAUUUUUCUUACUAUUUUUUUCUUAUUUUCUUUCUCUUAAAAACACUAGAGAAGAUCAACAAAAGCAGAGGAAUUUUCCAAAAAAAAAAAACAAAUCUUUGAGAGUAUGGAGAAUUAUUCAAACCCUGAAGAAAACGACGAUGUUGGAUCCAUCGAUCCAAAUGAUCAAUCAGCAUCUGAAACUCCGGUUUACUCGACGAUGAGCACAGAUUCUUUUGCUUAUCAUCGAACAUGUUCUGAAACCUCGGGAGGCUUUUCAGACCAAAUUGAUGAAACCAGCAGCUUCUGCAGUGAUGUCUCUCCUAGUGAUUGGCCUGUCCCUGUCCUUACCGAAUCCAAGUCUACGAGCUCAAAUUUUCUAUCUGCCUUUAUUGAAACGAAAAAGAAUCAGAACGAGCCUGAGGAGAAUCUUGCGGUCCAAGAAAUUUCAGGGCCAGAAUUGGAGACGAUGAAGGAAAGAUUCUCGAAGCUUCUGCUUGGGGAAGAUAUGUCUGGAAGCGGCAAAGGCGUUUGCACCGCAGUUACAAUCUCAAACGCUAUUACCAAUCUUUAUGCUACUGUUUUUGGACAGAAUCUAAGAUUAGAGCCACUGGAGAUAGAGAAGAAGGCAAUGUGGAAGAGAGAAAUGAAUUGCCUUCUCUCUGUAUGUGACUAUAUUUUCGAGUUUAUCCCAAAGUCACAGAACCUAAGCAAUGGAGCCACUGUUGAGGUAAUGGAGAGUAGACCAAGAGCAGAUAUCUACAUUAAUUUGCCUGCACUCAGAAAACUAGAUUCCAUGCUUAUGGAAGCAUUGAAUAGUUUUCAAAAGACAGAGUUUUGGUAUGCAGAAGAAGGAAGCUUGUCAAUGAAGUCAACAACGCGUUCUGCAACUGGAUCAUUCAGGAAAGUGAUUGUACAGAGGAAAGAAGAGAAAUGGUGGCUACCGAUCCCUCUGGUUCCAUCAGAAGGUUUGUCAGAGAAAGCAAGGAAACAACUUAAGAGCAAGAGAGAGAGCACUAAUCAAAUCCAUAAAGCUGCUAUGGCAAUCAAUAGCAGCAUCCUUGGUGAAAUGGAUAUCCCAGCUUCUUACAUGGCAAAUCUUCCAAAGAGCGGAAAAGCGAGCACAGGAGAUUCAAUGUAUCGACAGAUGACGAGUUCAGGGAGGUUUUCACCAGUAAAGCUGCUAGAUGGUCUCAAGAUUGAAUCAGAACAUGAAGCUCUUCAGUUGGCAGAUAGAGUAGAAGCUUCAAUGUACACAUGGAGACGCAAAGCUUGUCUCCACAAUUCCAAGUCUUCGUGGAAUAUGGUGAAAGAUCUAAUGUCAAAUACAGAGAGAUCAGACAAGAACUAUGCUUUGGCAGAGAGAGCAGAGUCUUUGCUUUUCUGUUUGAAACAACGGUACCCAGAGUUGUCUCAGACAUCAUUGGAUAUAUGCAAGAUCCAUUACAACAAGGAUGUUGGAAAAGCUGUGUUAGAGAGCUAUUCAAGAGUUCUUGAAGGUUUAGCUUUUAACAUAGUUGCUUGGAUUGAUGAUGUUCUCUAUGUAGACAAAACAGUGAGAGGAGAAGAGGAAUUAUAAUUACAUACUUGAAUUUCUUCUUGUCUCCCUCUAGCAGCUCCAUUGUAAAUUACUGAAUUAGGUAAAACCGACAUAUCUUCUUAUUUCUCUUCAAGUCAAGUAGUCAACCAUGACGUCUUCCACUAGUUCAUUUAGUAUCAACUCGCUAAUCUCAAAGCCAAUCCACUCAACCUCACAUCUGGUGUCUAACCAGCUCUUGGGUUUAUCCAUGUCUUCUCUAACUCUAUCGUCCAACAACCAAGGGAGUUGCAUUGGCAAGAGACGACAAUAAACAUUUUCUUGUACCUCGCUAACGAUGCUUUCCACGCUAGAGGCAGCCAAGGCUUGGGUUCUGGGUUCAACAAAGGAAACCUAUUGAGGAAACCUGCAGAAUUCGAAGAGAACUUCGUUGAUGCUGUCGAAGAGGAGGUCAUGGUCUACACAAAGCUUGUUUGGAUAUAAUGGUAUGUUGCUGAUUAUUGCCGGACAAAGAAGCUGGUCAGAGUAAUCUGUUAUCAGAUACAGCUCUUCCCAAUUUGAGUCUAUUGCAUCCAACACCUCUUUUACGUACUUAAACAAUGCUUCUUUGUCAUCCAUACCACGGUUCUCUUCUUGCAAUUGGUUACGCGGAGGUUGUUGUAUCUUUGCUUCACCUGAGUAUUGUCAAAGAUGAGUCAAUGUUAGUGCAUACCUCUUGAAGAGUUCAAGAAUAUAAGCCCAGUAAGCAUUAAUUGGAUCUUCUUUCUAUA